GUAGUUUGUUGUGCCUUCUCUUUGCUGCGCUUCCUUUUUUUUUAACUUUUACUUUUAGCGUGCACGAGAGUAACUCUUUACUCUCAUAUGGGUAAUAUCAUUAAAAAGUACAUAGAAAGCGGCAGUGACACACAAUGGCUUCUUCAUCGCCUCUUUUAAAUGCCUGCACAACCAUCUUCGUCACAGGGCUCCCCACAAUAGCAAACGAUGCGGACGUACGGUCUCUCUUCAGCUCUUAUGGGCGGGUGACGCACGUGAAGAUCAAUUGCCUGAGAGGCAAGCCAAACGGAACUGCCCAGGUACGGUUUCGCUCUCCAGUAGCAGAGCUGCAGCCCGGCACGUUAGUGACACUCAUGGAUCACACCGUGAACGUGCGACAGCUGCCCAACCCUAUUGUCAAGCCAGUUGUGCUUUCUGUGGCCGAAGAAAAUCUCAACAGUAGUACCACUCCUGUGCAGCCUGCACAAGCUGCCCGGUCACCGCCAGAAGAUGCAGCGUCAUCGACGCCUCUACCGGCAGGGGGUGAAGGUCAGCCAGUACCUUCGGCAGCCUCGUGUCCCAAGGUCGAUGAUAGAGCCGUGAAGGAAGACCCAUCACACACCGCCUCUCCUUUUUCUUCCGAAACACAGGCAGAAUCAGCCACGCCUUCAACUUCCGUGGUGCGCGAUGAAUCGCCAGAGUUGAUGUACGACAAACUGCCGCCUCUUCCCGAUGCUUUCUGCGCGUCUUCUUCCGAUGAUGACAGUUAG
Leptomonas pyrrhocoris is the source of this 749-nucleotide messenger RNA. RefSeq lists its product as hypothetical. Gene Ontology annotation, molecular function: RNA binding. The coding region runs from base 135 to 749 and encodes 204 amino acids. The transcript has a single exon. The record is from RefSeq and is a predicted model, not a curated record. Lineage: Eukaryota; Euglenozoa; Kinetoplastea; Trypanosomatida; Trypanosomatidae.